AAACAACACACCCAAGCGGUAGUGCGGUUGUUUUAUCUCUUUUUCAGCAGCAAAGCGUUUCUGUUGAUGCUCGUACCUAGCGGAAAAACGUUUGAUGCCAUUGUUACAGGAUGUUGUACCUGGAGGAUUAUCUCGAAAUGAUUGAGCAUUUGCCUCAGGAGCUUCGAGAUCGCUUCACGGAAAUGCGCGAAAUGGAUCUCUCAGUUCAGAACAAUAUGGACUCGCUUGACAAACGUGUUCGGACGUUGUUUCAGCAGUGCCGCCGUGGUGAGUUGGCAGGUGUUCAGGCCGAUUCGGACUUUCACUCCAUCCGCAAGGACUACUACCGGGUACUGGAGGAUUCGGACGAAAAGGUUCAGCUGGCCGGGCAGAUGUACGAUCUGGUGGAUCGGUAUUUGCGCCGGUUGGACAGUGAACUGUACAAGUUCAAGUGUGAGUUGGAAGCGGAUCACAAUGGAAUCACCGAAAUACUGGAGAAGCGUUCGUUAGAGCUGGACUCGUCUACCAGUAAUGGUGGAUUGAAUCAAAAGGAGAAUCGUUAUUUCGAUACGUUGCCCGGUUUUACCAGCGGUGGUAUUGUCAGCAGUGGUGGUGGUGGUGGUGGAGGCGGUGGUGGAGGGAGUGCGGCCCGCGUUGACCGGUACAAAGUUAAACCGGAGAAACGACGAGAUAGCGUUGGAAUGACGGUAUUAAGUGGACCGCCACCAGAGAAACGUCCGGCAGUUACGGUCAGUGCCGCAAUCAGCAGUGUUCCUCCAGUUCGUCCUACAACUCCGGGUUUAGGCACUUCCAGUGGCCCAUAUCAUAUGCUAUCGUCUUCCGGUGGCUCGAGUACAUCGAAUGCAGCAGCUUCUGUUGCAUACAAUCUGCAACAGUUUGGAGCCGGAAACGCAAUAGCGGCUGCUGCCAGUCAGGCAAUAGCUCAGACCCAACAAAUGCAGCAGGGUAGAAGAACUGCUAGUCUGAAGGCUUCGUACGAAGCCAUACACGGGGCAGGAGCUACGGGAACUGGACCUCACGAUUUACUGAUCAAUCGUGAACUGGCCGGAGCCACUCAUAAUGCACUGCAGGCCGUUGAACGUGAAACAAACAACGCAUUUUCCAACCAACAAAGGCGACAACACAAGAAAAAACUAACUGCAAAUACAUCCGCAGCAGCCACACUUUUACAAGCACACCAGAAGCAGCAGCACUCAGUCGCACUUAAUCCUAACCUGACCUCCUCGUCUCUAGAUCUGCUGGAACCGUCUACUGGCGUCGUUCCUGGGCUACUGUCGGGGGUAGCGAGUGGACCGUCGGUAGCUUCCACCAGCAUAGGAACAUCGAGACCACCCAGUUCCAGUUCCGGUGGUCCACCACCGAUGAGUGCUACCGGGUUGGGUAUUUCAUUAUCGCUUGGCGCAGGAGCAGUGCUGAAUGAAAACGGAAUGGUGGUGGAACAGACACCGGACGGCGAGUGGACGUACGACCCGAACGAACCACGGUAUUGCAUCUGUAAUCAAGUGUCGUAUGGUGACAUGGUAGCAUGCGAUAAUGAAGAUUGUCCGUUCGAGUGGUUCCAUUACCCAUGCGUGAAUAUAACAUCUUCUCCGAAAGGCAAAUGGUACUGCCCGCAAUGCAGUAGCUCCAUGAAGCGACGCGCCUCCCGCAAGAACUGACACGUUCACUUGAAUAUCCGGCAUGAGACGGCAAUCGGCUAUUUUCCCAUUCUAUAUCCUACGUAAACGCACUGGAACCCAUUUUGCCAAAAGAAAAUGCUGAAUAACGGUUUGGCUAUUUCAAUAAAUUGAAAUUAAUUAAUCAUUAUUGAUGGAAACGA
Molecule: messenger RNA, 1819 nt
Organism: Malaya genurostris
Lineage: Eukaryota; Metazoa; Arthropoda; Insecta; Diptera; Culicidae
Gene: Ing3
Product: inhibitor of growth protein 3
Exons: 5
Coding region: 111-1658 (515 amino acids)
Biological process (GO): regulation of DNA-templated transcription
Cellular component (GO): NuA4 histone acetyltransferase complex
Source: RefSeq, a predicted model, not a curated record